Molecule: messenger RNA, 2474 nt
Organism: Populus trichocarpa (black cottonwood)
Lineage: Eukaryota; Viridiplantae; Streptophyta; Magnoliopsida; Malpighiales; Salicaceae
Product: protein KINESIN LIGHT CHAIN-RELATED 1
Exons: 3
Coding region: 510-2216 (568 amino acids)
Molecular function (GO): protein binding
Source: RefSeq, a predicted model, not a curated record
AAAAACACCAGCGUAAAACACACCGUUUGGUUAUUUAAAUGGCAGAGACCGUAAUUUAAAUACAGUGGAGGGGGUUUUGAGGAUAUUUGCCAGUGACAAACAGACAGCCACUAAUUACAGUACUACCCUGAAAUUGAAACAGCGAUUGCUGAGGAACGAAGCAAAGCAUGGUGUUCUUAUAGCGUAAAAAGAAAGAAAGAGAACAGCACAGUAAAGCCUGACUGCGGCAGAGCUGAUGGAUUUUGUGUCUCUGUUUCUCCCUUUUUUCGUUGUAAAGCUUGUUGUCAAAUUAAAAUACUCAAACUGCUUCAUCAUUAGAAGUCUCUUCCAAGCCACCACCAUUAAUAAUUAAGCCCUUUGUGCCAGAAAAGAGAAACCCAUUAAUUUUUCCACUCUAUUUAUCCAAAACCAUGCAAUGUGAAUCAAAACAUAGCCGCUUUCAGUUUCAGCUCUCCUUUGAACCGUAGAAACUAAUCUGUAUUGUGGAUUGCUGGUUUUUUUUUGUAACUAUGUUGGGCCUAGUCUCUGCAAAAACCACACCAAAUGCCACACCACAACAUGUUUCCUUUCCUCAAAACGACAAUUGCAUCCAUAAAAACGGCUAUGAAACUCCAUCUCCGCUACUAAAACGAACCCCAUCACCCUCCUUCGCUAAACCAAAAAUCAAACCUCCUAACAAGACACUGCAAGAACUACGCACCCAUGAGUCGUCUCUUGAUAACCCGGAUCUGGGUCCCUUUUUAUUAAAGCUUGCCAUAGACACCGUAGCUUCUGGUGAUAACCAGAAUAAGGCCUUGGAUUAUGCCGCCCGUGCGUCCAUAUCGUUUGAGAAAUCCUCGGGUCUCGGUCUGGACCUGGCUAUGAGCUUGCAAGUAGAAGCAGCGAUCUAUUGCAGCAUGGGCCGGUUGGAGGAUGCAAUUCCGGUUCUAGAACGGUCUAUUGAGGCUCUGGAUCAUAAAAACGGGUCGGAUCAUGCGGUGGCGAAGUUUUCCGGGUUCAUGCAGCUUGGUGACACGUAUUCUAUGCUGGGGCGAGUAGACCGUUCCAUAUCGUCUUAUGAGUCGGGUUUAAAGAUCCAAACUGAGACUCUCGGGGAUUUGGAUCCAAGUGUUACUGAGACUUGCAGGUACUUAGCCGAGGCUUAUGUUCAAGCAAUGCAGUUUGACGAGGCAGAAAAACUAUGCCAAAGGAGCCUUGAAAUUCAAAGGGUGCAUAAUGCCCCAGCAUCACUUGAAGAGGCAGGUGAUCGCCGGCUUAUGGCUCUUAUUUAUGAAGCAAAGGGGGACUAUGAAUCUGCACUUGAGCACCUUGUCCUUGCUAGCAUGGUGAUGAUUGCUGCUGGUCAGGAAAAUGAAGUUGCUGCCAUUGAUGUUAGCAUUGGCAAUAUCUAUGUGUCCCUUUGUCGAUUUGAUGAAGCCAUUUUUUCCUAUCAAAAAGCCUUAACAGUCUUUAAAUCCAUAAGAGGAGAUGAUCACUGUACCAUUGCAUCAGUCUAUAUUCGCUUGGCAGAUGUGUAUUGUAAGACAGGCAAGCUAAGAGAAUCCAAAUCAUAUUGUGAGAAUGCCCUGAGAAUACUUUCAAAGCCAGUGCCUGGAAUUGCAACCGAGGAGAUUGCUAGUGGGCUGACUGAAAUCUCAGCCAUCUAUCAAGCUUUAAAUGAGCACGAGGAGGCGUUGAAGCUCUUGGACAUGGCAAUGAAGUUGUUGAAGGAUACCCCAGGGCAACAUAGCAUGAUUGCGGGAAUAGAAGCACAUAUGGGGGUGAUGUUUUACAAGGUUGGAAGGUACGGGGAGGCUCGAAGUUCCUUUAAAAAUGCUGUAGCAAAGCUCCGGGCUAGUGGGAAGACUAGAUCAGUCUUCUUUGGGAUUGUGUUGAACCAGAUGGGAUUGGCCAGUGCACAACUGUACAGGAUAGAUGAGGCAGCUCAGUUGUUUCAAGAAGCAAGGGAGAUUUUAGAGCAGGAAUGUGGCUCAUGUCACUUGGAUACGAUUGGAGUGUAUAGCAACCUUGCAGCAACUUAUGAUGCUAUGGGAAGGGUAGAAGAUGCAACUGUGAUAUUGGAGUACAUACUCAAGUUGAGAGAAGAAAAACUUGGAACAGCAAAUCCAGAAGUUGCCGAUGAGAAGGAAAGGCUAGCCAUGCUAUUGAAGGAAGCAGGGAGGGCUAGGAUCAGGAAAGGCAAUUCCCUUGUAAAUCUCCUAGAUUCUAGCUCGUAGAGAAUAAAAGAUGAAGCUUCAAAGAGAUUCUCUGGAUUUGGUUUUAGAACUUGACUAGGAAUCUCUCCUGCACCUUGUUCUCGAAGACUCAACUGUUUGUAAUAUAGAAGAUCGUGACGUAAUUUAGAUAUCUAGUGGAAUCUUCUUGUUUCUUGGGAUUCCUUAACAAUUUGUUUCCGUGGCAAUUUCCUAGUUUAUUUGAAUAAUCCUCAGUCACCAAAUGAAAUCUCAGAUUUAUUGAGUUAACAAGUUCUAGUA